CGCUCCCAUACGCGCUUUGCUCACGCCGGCUCCUCCGUUCCCCGUUCGCAGACGAUCUUGGCAGUUCGUUGUGUUCGGGCCGCUUGGUGUGAGAGACCCAGCCCUUUUUUGGCGUUCGACCGGCCUUUGGGAUACGACCGACGAAUCCUCCGUCGUCUCUGACGAACACAAACGCCCGCCCCCGUGUGCUUCCUCCCGUGCAAGCCUAGCCGCCCAGCAUGUCUAGCCCUUCCAAGGAGAACCUGCCCAAGGUGGCCGACGAGAUCCAGCAGGAGCUGUUCAGCUUCAAGGCGUCCAACCUGAAGCAUGCGGAGACCCAGGAAAAGGUCACCCUGCCCUCAAAAGAAGACGUGCAGCAGGAGAAGAUGCACAACAGCCUGCUGGAGGGGGUGGAGCACUUCGAGAAGACGAGCAUGAAGCACGUGCAGACCCAGGAGAACGUCUGCCUGCCCAAGAAAGAAGACAUAGAAUCUGAGAAGGAGCACAAGCAGAUGAUCGAGGGCAUCGAGACCUUCGACCCAUCCAAGCUCAAGCAUGCGGAGACCCUGGAGAAGAACCCCCUCCCUACCAAGGAGGAUGGAAUCGAUAGUCGCUAGCCAAAAUCCCCCCGACGGUUCAGCACACUCGCAGUCAUAGCCCAGGAGAAGGCGGCGUGAGCGGGGCGGCCCGGAGCGAGUCUUCACCUUUCGGCGAGGGAUGCCAAAAAGCAUUGGAUGCUUCCAAGUCAAAUCUGUACUUCCGUCUGUAGCUCCUUCUCCCUUUCUACCGACUUUUUUUUUUUUUUUGUACUGUCGUCACGGACGACUUCGGCUCCUCUUCCGUAGAUAUGCAGCGGAUACGACGAGGAAGUUGCUCAAGUCGUAGCCAAACGAAGGAGAUUUGUACUACCGCAUUUAUACUACGCGUGUCCACGGCGACAUUGGGGGGGUGCAACGAUCGAAGGGGGGAGGGGCUUUUGUUUCUAAGUGUUCCGGUCCUUUUUGUUUUCCCUGUCUGAAUGAGCAAACAAAGGGGAGGGGGUGCGGGGUUGCGUCGAGAUCUACCGAAACUUUUUUUUAAAAAGGCUGUUGGAUGGCUAUCUAAUAAAAAAAGUUCACUUUCGAUGGA
Messenger RNA from Ixodes scapularis (black-legged tick), 1107 nucleotides. It is a transcript of the gene cib, whose product is annotated as thymosin beta. Gene Ontology annotation, biological process: actin filament organization. The record is from RefSeq and is a predicted model, not a curated record. Gene Ontology annotation, molecular function: actin monomer binding. The transcript is spliced from 6 exons. Lineage: Eukaryota; Metazoa; Arthropoda; Arachnida; Ixodida; Ixodidae. Bases 219 to 596 code for a protein of 125 amino acids. Gene Ontology annotation, cellular component: cytosol.